AUGUCACAAACAAGUGCAUUUUCUCGUUUUGAAAAUGCUAAUCAAUUUCGUCCCGAUGGUAAAUCAACGACAUCGGAUAGAUUUAAUUUAGAGACACUGUUUAAUUUUUCAACUUUACAACCCAGAGUUCAAACGCAUCUUAAAAAUGUUUAUACUUGUUUAUUAAUUACUACAGUAUGUGCAGCAUUAGGUGUUUAUUUACCUAUGAUAGGCUGGCUUAAUUAUCCUCGUUUGGCUGUAUUUGCAUCAAUAAUAACAAGUAUUUGGCUUUUUACAAUUGAUUUAAAUGCUCGUACACAAAUAAAAUGUUUUGGAUUAAUGUCAGUAACGGCUUUAUUUAUUGGUAUUUAUUUAAGUCCACUAAUUAAUUUAGCUAUUAAUGUUGAUCCUCAAAUCGUUAUAACAGCAUUUUUAUUGACAACAACUAUUUUUAUUUGUUUUACACUUAGUGCAUUACUUACACGAAAACGAACAUAUUUAUAUUUAGGAGGUUUACUUGGUACGGGUACCUCAGUUAUGAUUAUACUUAGUUUAAUGAAUGUAUUUGGAUUUGGGCAAUCACAACUUAUUUUUAAUAUUAAUCUUUAUCUUGAUUUAUUUAUUGCAUGUGGUUAUAUUUUGUAUGAUACUCAAUUGAUUGUUCAACGAGCUGUUCAAGGUGAUAUGAAUUAUGUUAAACAUGCAAUUCUUCUAUUUAUCGAUAUGGUUGACUUGUUCGUUCGUAUUCUCAUAAUUUUGCUUAAAAAUUCACAAAAUAAAAAUAAGAGAAGCAACAAUCGUUAA
Messenger RNA from Rotaria sp. Silwood2, 783 nucleotides. Lineage: Eukaryota; Metazoa; Rotifera; Eurotatoria; Philodinida; Philodinidae. The record is from the annotation of a GenBank genome assembly.